GGCGGUCACACUUGUUGCCAAAAAAGCGCGCGGCGUGUUUUCGCAAACAAAACAAUUAGCUUAACCCACGGCUUACAUACUUAUUUAUUUAAAUACAAGUGUUAAGCCAUCAUACAACCGCCAUGGGAAUUCUUGGCUUGUCUAAGCUCAUUGCGGAUCUGGCGCCCCAAGCGAUACGCGAAAGUGAGAUUAAGAACUUUUUCGGUCGUAAGGUGGCAAUCGAUGCCAGUAUGUGCCUGUACCAGUUUCUCAUCGCCGUGCGCUCCGAAGGUGCCCAGUUGGCCACCGUAAAUGGCGAUCCCACGUCCCACUUGAUGGGCAUGUUCUACCGCACCAUCCGAUUGCUGGACAACGGAAUCAAGCCUGUAUAUGUCUUCGAUGGAAAGCCCCCAGAUCUAAAGUCCGGUGAGCUGGCAAAGCGUGCCGAGCGGCGGGAGGAAGCGGAAAAGGCACUCAAAGCAGCCACCGAUGCGGGAGAUGACGCCGGUAUUGAGAAGUUCAAUCGCCGAUUGGUGCGGGUAACCAAGGAGCACGCUAAUGAGGCCAAGGAACUGCUCACGCUUAUGGGUGUACCCUAUGUUGAUGCACCCUGCGAAGCAGAGGCCCAGUGUGCAGCUCUGGUAAAAGCGGGAAAGGUCUACGCCACAGCUACGGAGGAUAUGGACGCCCUCACAUUCGGAUCUACAAAACUAUUGAGAUAUCUUACUUACAGCGAGGCGCGGAAGAUGCCCGUCAAGGAGUUUAGUUACGAAAAGCUGUUGGAAGGUCUGUCCAUUAACAGUCGGGAGUUCAUUGAUCUCUGUAUUCUGCUGGGUUGCGAUUACUGUGAGAGCAUCAAGGGCAUUGGACCCAAGCGAGCUAUCGAACUGAUCAACAACUACCGGGAUAUAGAGACCAUUCUGGAUAACCUGGACUCUAGCAAGUACACUGUGCCAGAGAACUGGAACUACAAAGUGGCGCGGGAACUCUUCAUCGAACCGGAAGUAGCGAAUGCCGACAACAUAGACCUCAAGUGGGUCGAGCCGGAUGAGGAGGGUCUUGUCAAGUUUCUUUGCGGCGACCGGCAGUUUAGCGAAGAGCGUGUUCGCAACGGUGCCAAAAAGCUGAUGAAAUCCAAGCAGGCCCAGACUCAGGUGAGACUUGAUAGCUUCUUUAAGACCCUGCCCAGCACUCCGAAUGCCACAAAUGCUGCCAAGCGGAAGGCCGAGGAAGCAAAGAAGAGCGCCAACAACAAAAAGGCCAAGACCAGCGGCGGCGGCGGUGGACGAGGCAGAAGACCCAAGUAGUUGCACCGAGUCUUAUCUGGAAAAACGUACAAUUCUUUAAUGUUAACUUAACCGUAUUUAAAGCCUAUGCCUACAAUAAAAACUACUUCUUUGAGCUUAA
Molecule: messenger RNA, 1386 nt
Organism: Drosophila yakuba
Lineage: Eukaryota; Metazoa; Arthropoda; Insecta; Diptera; Drosophilidae
Gene: Fen1
Product: flap endonuclease 1
Exons: 2
Coding region: 123-1286 (387 amino acids)
Cellular component (GO): nucleus
Molecular function (GO): RNA-DNA hybrid ribonuclease activity; 5'-3' exonuclease activity; manganese ion binding
Source: RefSeq, a predicted model, not a curated record